AUGUUGAAAUAAAACUAAUUGAAUGAGCAUUUCGAUAUAAAUAUGAUAACGAACAUCACCGAAAAUAACUGUUAAUAUGGUAGAUCUGAAAAAACUACCGCAGAGGUUUGUAUUUAUAUAAACAUUAAACCUUAGCUAACACAUGAAUAAUAAACAUAACCGUUCAUAUUAAGCUAAUAAAUCAUAUAAAGGAGCCCUUUAUAAAAUGAUGAUGGUCUCAAUUAACUAAAUGUUGAUUUCCUUUCAGAUGACAUAUAUCAGCUAAGUUCUAUAGAAGAGCUCUCUUCAAACCUUAAUAAUUACAUCGAUUUAUAUUUAUAAGAAUUGAGAUAACCAUAGUAAAUUUUAGAGCAACUUUCUUUAUAACAAUCUGAAAGUUAUGAAGAAGAGUCUUCAGAAAGUCUUGGCUAAAGAAUUUAUUCUAAAUUUAUAUCUUAGUUAAACUUAUCAGUCAUUUAAUCAUAGGACUAAAUUUCAAGUAUAGAUGAGCAAUACAAAGAUGAAUCGUCAUUCACCCUCUCAACCACUAUAUUGGAACAGGAAGUUAAAAUUCUUCCUGAUAUAAAUAGCAGUGGAUUAAUCACAUUAUUUUUGAAUAAAAUUCAUUCUUCCUUUUACUUUUUAUAAACUUUAUAUUUCUUUGAUUAAAUAAUUAUCAUUUUUUUUCUUUUGAGAAACAAAUUAAGCAAUAAAUUUUUAAUCCUUCAAAAAGAAAGAAAUUAGAGAAAAAAGAUCAAUGAAAUACCGAUUUGGGCGAAGAACAAAAAAAAAAUUUAGAGGAUCGAUUUCUAAUACAUAACUAUUUAAAAGAAGCGAAAGAGCAGCUUACUAUAUAUGAUAUUUUCUUUAUAUGAUGAAAUGAAAACCUAUUCAAAAAAAAAAUAAAUCAAGAAUAGUCUACCGUAUUCAAGCCUUGUCAUUUCCCUUAAAAGGAGGAUCGGUAGUUCGAUGUCAGAAAAUUUUAAUGAAUACAACUCCUUAAGAAAUGACCUUAAAUUACGAUUUAAGCUAACAAAGCCUAUUAUGAUAGCUAAAGAAGUACCAGUCCUCAUAAAAGGAAAAAUUGCUAAAUAGAACAGAAUUGAACUGAUAAAGGAAUUUAGUAAGAUAUAUAAAAGAGUAGAGUUAAAGGCAACAAAGAAAUAAUUCGAUGAAUCAGAAUAUUCUUUAAAAUAUAGAGAUGCAAAAAAAUUGAAAAAACAAAUUACCUAUAUUGCAGUCAGAAAGAACAGAAUCAGUUAAGUCAAUACUAAAUGAUUUAAAUUACUGUAGAUUGUCACUUGAUUAGGAAAUAAGUUAUAUCCAUAUUGCAGAUUCAAAAAUAAAAGUUUAAUAAAGAAUAGAAGGAGGCUUCACUAAACCUCUAAAAGAAAGGUUUUUUGAUUAUUUUUAUAAAUGAAUCUCUCUUUAUUUAAUAUUACUAAAC
Molecule: messenger RNA, 1426 nt
Organism: Paramecium tetraurelia
Lineage: Eukaryota; Ciliophora; Oligohymenophorea; Peniculida; Parameciidae
Exons: 7
Source: RefSeq, a predicted model, not a curated record